Dracunculus medinensis (Guinea worm) is the source of this 315-nucleotide messenger RNA. NCBI's taxonomy places the organism in Eukaryota, Metazoa, Nematoda, Chromadorea, Rhabditida, Dracunculidae. The record is from the annotation of a GenBank genome assembly.
AUGAUCAGUGAAAUGGUAAGAGACAGCAAUGGCGUACUAAUUAAAAGUAUUAAGGAUCGCCUUAUAAGAUGGAAAGAAUUCUUUGAAGCCAAACUUAACCAUGAAGCGCCAUCUGUUGCCCCUGAUAUAGCUGAUACAUUUCCCGAAGCAUACGUUUGCAAUUGCGAGCCUCCAACAGAAGAAGAAAUAAUUUCAGUUAUCCAUAAGCUUAAGGUCAACAAAACUCCAGGAGAAGAUGGUCUUCAGACUGAGCUUUUCAAAUGCUGUCCAUCGUCCUUCAUAACGCACCUUCAACAAAUGUACUCUUUGGUAUAG